UAAAACCUUCUCUCAAGAACAAAAAGAAGAAGCCCACCAUUUGCUCAUUGCUUUGUCCCUGUGAGAGAAAGAGAGACUACGAAUCUAAACUCAUUUCUUAGGGAGAAACCCAGAUUCUAUAUUCUAGCUUACUUUUGUUUAAGUCUCUGUCUGGUCCAGAGGGAGAAAACCCCCAAUUCUAGUUUACUUCCAUCGUUUGUAGCAGUGAUUCAAACAGAACUCAAACCUUUUUUUUUUCACGAUUUCUACUGUGUUUUUGAGUAAUUAGGGAAACAUCUCCCCUUUAUUUUUGUUUAUGGAUGGCCUGAGUUUCUGUUAAAGGAAAAAAAAAUAAAAAGAGCCACACACACACCGGCAAAGAAGCAAAAUAAGGAGUAACAAUGAGAGAAGACAAAUCCAAGACUAAUAAGCUGGCCUGGACCAAGAAGAUGGUCAGGAAAUGGUUUAAUAUAAAAAGCAAAACAGAGGAGUUUCAAGCAGAUGAUCCUGCUUCUGCUGGAGUUGAAGUAGAGCACAGAAGUAGCUUCUCGGCAGAGAAAGCUCCCUGCACAUUCAAGAAGACCAAAACUGAGAAGCUCAGUAAGAACUGGGAGCAGCAGGCUCGGCAAAGGAGAAUGAAUUAUGAGAAUCCUAGGAUCAUUGAUGUUCAAAACUACAGCAUCUUUACUGCUACCUGGAAUGUAGCUGGACGAUCUCCUCCUUCUGACUUAAACCUUGACGAGUGGCUUCAUUCAUCAGCUCCUGCAGAUAUAUACGUGCUCGGAUUCCAAGAGAUUGUUCCUCUCAAUGCUGGUAAUGUCCUUGGAGCUGAAGACAAUGGACCUGCACAGAAAUGGCUCUCUCUUAUCCGUAAAACGCUCAAUAACCGACCAGGAACUAGCGGAACCAGCGGUUAUCACACGCCUUCCCCUAUCCCUGUGCCCAUUGCAGAGAUUGAUGCUGAUUUCUCAGGAUCCACGAGGCAAAAGAACUCGACUUUCUUCCACAGACGGUCUUUUCAGACCCCAAGUAGUACAUGGAACGAUCCUUCAAUUCCUCAGCCAAGUCUUGACCGCCGUUUCAGCGUCUGCGACCGUGUCUUCUUCAGCCACAGGCCAAGUGAUUUCGACCCGAGUUUCCGUGGUAGCAGCAGCAGUCACAGGCCUAGUGACUACUCUAGAAGGCCUAGUGAUUACUCCAGGAGGCCUAGUGAUUACUCCAGGAGGCCUAGUGAUUACUCAAGACCUAGUGACUACUCUAGACCAAGUGAUUACUACUCUAGACCGAGUGAUUAUUCACGGCCAAGCGACUUCUCAAGGUCUUCAGAUGAUGAUAAUGGUACUGGGGAUUCUCCAAGCACAGUCUUGUACUCGCCAGGUUCUGCAGCAAACGAAAACGGGUAUAGGAUCCCUUGGAACUCUUCGCAGUAUUGUUUAGUUGCUAGCAAACAGAUGGUGGGUGUCUUCUUAACCAUUUGGGUGAAAAGCGAGCUAAGGGAACACGUCAAGAACAUGAAAGUAUCUUGUGUUGGCAGAGGAUUAAUGGGCUACCUCGGGAAUAAGGGAUCGAUCUCAAUAAGCAUGUUGCUCCAUCAAACAAGCUUUUGCUUCGUGUGUACUCACUUGACUUCGGGACAAAAAGAAGGUGAUGAGCUAAAGAGAAACUCCGAUGUCAUGGAGAUACUCAAGAAAACGAGGUUUCCUCGCGUCAAGAGCUCAGAAGACGAAAAAUCUCCUGAGAAUAUCCUUCAGCAUGACCGGAUAAUAUGGCUUGGAGAUCUGAAUUACCGGAUAGCACUGUCUUACCGAUCUGCUAAAGCGCUCGUUGAGAUGCAGAACUGGAGAGCAUUACUAGAAAACGACCAGUUAAGAAUUGAGCAGAAACGAGGUCAUGUGUUCAAAGGAUGGAACGAAGGAAAGAUCUAUUUCCCACCAACGUACAAGUACUCGAGGAACUCAGAUAGAUACUCUGGAGAUGAUUUGCAUCCUAAGGAGAAACGUCGCACUCCUGCUUGGUGCGAUAGAAUAUUGUGGUACGGUGAAGGACUGCAUCAAUUAUCUUAUGUAAGAGGAGAGUCACGGUUCUCGGAUCAUAGACCGGUCUACGGCAUUUUCUGUGCAGAGGUUGAGUCAGCUCAUAAUAGGUUAAAGCGAACUACGAGUUACUCCACUUCACGUGUCCAAGCUGAAGAGCUCUUACCUUAUUCCCGUGGAUACACCGAGCUCAGCUUCUUCUAGACACAUCUUUCAUUUUUGCCGCUCUUCACGGUGAACAAAAGUGUUUUUGGAUCUUUGAGAGUGAUGGAGACAUUCCAUUGCCUCUUUAACUCAAAGUGAACAGGUGUAGUCGUGUAGAAAGUGUCUUUUGUUUUAUAUUUUGGCCUCGGUUAAACCAAUUUUCACAUACCGGCGGUUCUGUGGUCUAUCCGGUUCAUACUAUUGAUGGUUUUUGCUAACUCUGGUGGAUUUGAAUUUUACAUUAACGUUAUAAGGCAAUCAACUAACCCAAUCAGAAACUGCCAAGUAAACAAAUGGAAGUUCGUUUGUUUUUUUUUUUUUUAAUUUCAUUCUUUUGAUUUAGCACAAAUAGGGAAAACAGAGUUUUCUUUUCUUUUUUUAUUAAGUGUAGUGUGUCCCCACGAUAAUCAUACUGUAAUAUGCUAAUUAAUUAUUAU
This is a messenger RNA of Eutrema salsugineum, 2653 nucleotides long. Its product is annotated as type IV inositol polyphosphate 5-phosphatase 6. The coding region runs from base 381 to 2216 and encodes 611 amino acids. Gene Ontology annotation, molecular function: phosphatidylinositol-4,5-bisphosphate 5-phosphatase activity; phosphatidylinositol-3,4,5-trisphosphate 5-phosphatase activity; inositol-polyphosphate 5-phosphatase activity. The transcript is spliced from 13 exons. The record is from RefSeq and is a predicted model, not a curated record. Lineage: Eukaryota; Viridiplantae; Streptophyta; Magnoliopsida; Brassicales; Brassicaceae. Gene Ontology annotation, biological process: phosphatidylinositol dephosphorylation.